AUGCUAAUUGUUGUAGAUAAUAACACCAAAAGUCAUCUUGUUGCUCAAUGUUUGUUAGAAGACGAAACAGUUGAAAGCUAUGAAUGGUUCCUUGACUGUGUUCUUCAUGCAACUAAUCAUAUUCUACCUACUUGUUUAUUUUCAGAUUCUGAUCCUGCUUUAAUAAAGACAGUGGCAUCGAAGAUGCCUAAUACUCACCACUUUUUUU
Funneliformis caledonium is the source of this 208-nucleotide messenger RNA. The record is from the annotation of a GenBank genome assembly. Lineage: Eukaryota; Fungi; Glomeromycota; Glomeromycetes; Glomerales; Glomeraceae.